This is a messenger RNA of Dermacentor albipictus, 1076 nucleotides long. It is a transcript of the gene Arf4, whose product is annotated as ADP-ribosylation factor 2. The record is from RefSeq and is a predicted model, not a curated record. Gene Ontology annotation, molecular function: GTP binding; GTPase activity. Gene Ontology annotation, biological process: intracellular protein transport; vesicle-mediated transport. Gene Ontology annotation, cellular component: plasma membrane; cytoplasm. NCBI's taxonomy places the organism in Eukaryota, Metazoa, Arthropoda, Arachnida, Ixodida, Ixodidae.
UGGUACGUUCAUGACGUCACACCUGCGCUGUUCGCUUGCCCCGACAGAGACGUGGCAACGAACAAUUUCUAUCAAAUCUUCAAGCGGUUGCCUUAUUAAUUGUGGUAUUUGUUGUGUGAAGUGCGUACGGUCAGCCCGGAUUACCGACCAGCUAUGGGACUCACGUUAUCAUCUUUGUUCUCACGUCUUUUCGGGAAGAAGCAAGUUCGUAUACUGAUGGUUGGCCUCGACGCGGCUGGAAAGACGACUAUCUUGUACAAGCUCAAGCUCGGUGAAAUAGUGACUACCAUUCCUACCAUCGGCUUCAAUGUUGAGACUGUUGAGUACAAGAACAUCUGCUUCACCGUGUGGGAUGUCGGAGGACAGGACAAGAUCCGGCCGCUGUGGAGACACUACUUCCAAAACACGCAGGGCCUCAUUUUUGUUGUUGACAGCAAUGACAGGGAACGAAUCAGUGAGGCACAAGAUGAACUGCAGAAGAUGCUCAGUGAAGAUGAAUUGCGAGAAGCUAUCCUACUGCUCUUUGCCAACAAGCAAGACCUGCCUAAUGCCAUGCCUGCAGCAGAACUCACUGAAAAACUGGGCCUGAACCAGCUGAGAAACCGAAGGUGGUAUAUCCAGUCUACUUGUGCAACACAGGGACAGGGUCUGUACGAAGGUCUCGACUGGCUCUCCAAUGAGCUCUCGAAAGCAAAGUAACUCCUGCUUCCCUUUCGGCAAGCAAGCAAGUGAGGGGCAGCGACCAUUUUCCUGAAGAGGAGGAGGAGGAGAAACUAUUUGCAAGGGGGGGACAGCUGCCAUCGUGAAGUACAGAAGAAAGCUUCCACCGCACUCUCUCCUCGUGCUUUUGCAAGAACCACCUGGAGAUGGCAAAUGCUUUGGAAGCUGUCAAGAGGCUGGUGUUCAGCCAGCUUUGUCAACCAGUGCUGCUUGUAAACACAUCUUAUUAUUUAAAUUUCAAACAAGCAGCACUGAUGAAAACUGUACUUGAAGACAUGCUGUUUUCAAAGCAUGGCACUUUUUUUCCCUCUAUUUUCAUUGUGUGUGGGCAGUAAUAAAUUAUCACUCCUCUCUUU